AUGAUGCCACAGUUUAGCGUAUUCGCAGUUAUGAGCAUUGCACUAUUCGGCACAUUCGCCAGUGCUGACGUCUCAUCGCUGGGAUACAAUCGCUUCGGACGCUUAACUUCACGCCUGCAGCGUCAAGAACUCAGUCCGGCACCUUACCCUGCCGCAGGUUAUCGACCGCGCCAACCUUUCGAAUUUCCCACACCCGACAAACAACAGUUCUUUCCAAACGGAGGCGAAGGCAAGAGGCCACAUUCCUUAGCGCCACCACAACCACGUCCACAAGACCAACCACAGUUCCAACCUGAGGCGCAGUUUGAACCCCAACCUCAGCCGCAACCUCAACCAGAGCCACUACCGCCACAACCAGAGGUUAGUGGUUUCGAUUUGGAAGCUACACCAAAUUUAGGCUCCAACGGUGAUCACAUCGACGCACCGAAUACAUUAUAUGAUGCACCCUCACGUUUCCGUGUGGCUCAAGUAGGUCGUCAGCGUUUCUCUUUCUCUCGUCAACAAUUUUCCGCGGCAGCACCACAGCAAUCACGUCAACAACAGAACUUCCGACAAAACUUUGAAGCCACAGCACCACAGCGUCUUUAUGGCGCACCCGCUGAUAACUCUGUAGCCUACACACGCCAGCGUCAGCAGUUUGCCGCUGCACAGCAGAGCUUCGCACAAGCACCUCAAGGCGCUUACGGACCACCAGCAGCUGCAGAGGAACCACAAGCCGAGCGUCUUACGAGCGCUGUGAAAUCAGAACGCCUCACCGCCGAACAACCUGAGCAACAACGCGAGGAACGUGAAGAAGAAGCUGAGGUCGCUACAGAUAUUGAAGUAACCGAGGUUAAGAAGACCACAACAGCGGCUGCAGCUCCCACACCCGCCACUAAUGUAUUCUAUUAUCCAGCUACCGCAGUUGGUUUUGUACAUCCUCUCACUGCCGCCUACUAUCAGCCAACAACGUUUCUGGCGGCCGCUGCUGCAGCACCAGCGCCAGCCCCUACACCAGCUGUAGCGACCACAGCUACACCUGCUAGCCAAGAGAGUUCUGCUGCUGCGCCUGCCGAGGCUAACGCGAAACCCGCUCGGUUAUCUGCAUUGGCUGUACAAACUGCCGCUCCUGCCGUUGCAACUCUCGCCGCGCCACAAUACUUUGCCGCUCCCCCUUACCUGCAGCAAUAUGCCUUUGCGGCUCCUGCUCAACUGCAGGCGUGGUAG
Molecule: messenger RNA, 1206 nt
Organism: Bactrocera tryoni
Lineage: Eukaryota; Metazoa; Arthropoda; Insecta; Diptera; Tephritidae
Product: skin secretory protein xP2
Exons: 1
Coding region: 1-1206 (401 amino acids)
Source: RefSeq, a predicted model, not a curated record